Molecule: messenger RNA, 1331 nt
Organism: Drosophila simulans
Lineage: Eukaryota; Metazoa; Arthropoda; Insecta; Diptera; Drosophilidae
Exons: 3
Coding region: 121-420 (99 amino acids)
Source: RefSeq, a predicted model, not a curated record
UUGUUGGUCUCACAUGCAUGUUGUAGAGUAAUAUUUUUUUAUUCGGUUGCUGACAACGAGAGAGUGCGGUUCUAUCGGUUGCCUAAAUAAAAUAAUUAUUGAACAAAUCACUCAGUCAGAAUGCACGCGAAUGUCAUUUCGGUUUUCGGGAUAGUUUAUCUGCUGUUCCUGUUCCUGGGACAUCUUUCGGCCCAAAUUACCGUGGGCUUAAGCACGUUCAAUCCUGGUAUGAUCGAUAUCAAUCCGGAAGCCGGCACAGAACAUUCUUGGCAAACUAAUCUCAAUUUUCGACGAGCCUGGAAAGAAAGACAGCAAAAAAACAACCAAACUAGAUCCGAUAACAAACCCAGGCAAUCCAACGAUGGCCGCCCGCUGCACAAUCGUCUCUUUGAGGAGGAACCAGUUCCAAAGUCCACUUAGUCUUCACUCUCGAAACGGAGUAAAAACGGAGAAGCUGUAAAAAACUGGGUUUAAAGUGCAUUUACCAAGCCUUUGAGAUUGCAUUUAAAUAUAUGAGAAUGAACUUAACGAAAUAUGUAUAUGUGCAACAAGUUUGGGUUGUUAAAGCUACUCGAUUCCAGUUUAAAAUCAAGGUCAAAGCACAACAUAUAUAAAUUACAUAUUUAUACAUAAUUUAACAUUUUAAAUGAAACAAUAAUAUAAAAUGUAAGAUGCGUUUUUGCUUUGAGUGCAUUGUGUAUAUGUAAGGCGCCUUUAAAGUCGCGAGCCAACUGUUUGUUUACUGAGUCAGUUUCUCGGAGUCGCCAUGAUCACACGCAUCGCCUUUUAUAUUCUCCCUGUCUUGGUUCUUUGGAGCCUGGUAGAGAUUGAGGGUCUGCCUAGCGCAGGAGACGUGGAGCAUUCCCGGAAGAACCAACUCCUCCAGGACGAACUGUUCAUCAACUGCUGUCGCAGCCUCAGGAGGAGUGAUCCCAGCGACAAUUGCCAGUCUUGUGAGGAGCAAUUCAGACCCAUGGAACCAGUCACCGAGGCGUCGGGCGAUGUGCCCAAAACACCACUGGGAGUUCCGUGUUCUCUGACCCAUAGAGGAUGCUAUGCGGAACCAAAUGGCUCCGGUGGCGGUAAAAAAUAAUCUUAAAUCUAAUUUUCACCAUAACAUAUUUCGCAUUGCUUCUUAAUAAAUAUUUACUUUAAUUUAUACAAGGUCCAUAAUAAACAAAAAUGAAAUAAAGCACAAAAAAUGUAAAUUAAUUACACUUUAAUUAUAUGUAAUUCGAAUUGUGUAGCGUAGAUUUUUGGCGGCAUAAUUUGAAUAUAUUUAUGGAUUGGCAGCACUGUUCAUUUCCAAAGAGCUGCCACAUCAACGCACA